AUGCACAGCCCACUGGAACGCAUCGAUGAACACCAAUCAGAAUCCGCAUGGGAGAAUUACCCCUCUCAUAGAAGAUCAUCUCCAGUCCUGGGAAGACAAUCUCCAGUCCUCGGAAGAUCAUCCCCAGACUCGCUGAGCAGCGACUCCACAGGAUGGACCAACGCGUCCACUCUCAGAACCCAGCCGCCCUCGCUUUUUGAUGAGCGAAAGAUCCAGCCCCAGAUCACCGGUUUCCAAAGCAUCAGUGACGAUGCCAGCACACUUGCAGCCCUUCCACAAUCGCCAUGGGGUGUCCAUUGGAAGUCCCCAACGUUGAUGGUGUCGCUGUUCACGCUUGGCGUAAGCUUCUGCGUCGCGCAUCAUCUCUUCUACGGAUAUCUUGACGGUACUGCUGUCGGAUCUUCUGAAUCACAACAAUGGGCCAUCCGUGCUGGAACGGCCCUCGCACUUCUUGCAAAGGCUUUUCUGGCAGCAUCCGUUGGUGUGGCGCUCACCCAAAGGCUCUGGAUGACGUUGAGAGCCAAGCCAUUCUCUAUCCAAGGUCUUGACAAUGCCUUUUCCUUGCCAGCGGAUCCUACGUCUCUCUUUUCCGGAGAGGUUAUGGGACAUGCGAAGCUCUUGUGGUUGAUGGCUGCUGCUAUGUGGUGCAUUCCGAUCAUUGCUACCGUCACCCCUGCGACGCUGACAGUCAACCUCGGAUUGUCAAUCAACAUCACAAGCGCAAGGGUUCCAUCUCUGAGCUAUGAAAAUGGCGCUAGCUGGGGACAGUACGAUGACGAGCAACGCUUGAUCGGCGCCGCCAUUCCGUUGCAUAGGAUACUUGCCGCAACUGCUACCACCGGCGACGUCGUUCGCAUGUCGGCUCCUUUCUCAAACUCCUCUUACACGACGAGCUUCUUCGGUCCAUCCCUUCAGUGCUACAACCUGAGCGCUGUCUAUGUGGACCCGAGCGACGUGGCAGUUGUAGCACAACACAAGGAAGUCUUCCAGUCCGUCAUCGAAUCCAAUAUGCAACGAUCCAACGCAGCAUGGGAUUCCCACCACAUCUACCUCGGUGCCACCUCGAACGCAUCCAACCUGUCCUCCACCAUCUUCAUCAACGUCCAAGGAGCUCAAGAGCACAACAUUACCUGCAACCUCUGGCAAACAGCCUACACCGUCAAGCACUCCUUCCCCGCCAACGGCGCCCACACCGCAACCAUCAUGGGCCUUAACCGCACCUCCGCCGUGCAGAUCGCCGGCGGCAACAACGCAUCCGCGUACACGCCCGAGCAAACCGCCUUCUACAGCUGGACGACCGCGCUCACCUCCCUCCUCGCCACGCGCAUCGCCAACCCCUCCUCCAACUCCUCCGCCUCCAACAACCCCCUCGCCGCCCCCCUCCUCAACACCAACCUCGCCUCCUGCCCCGAGCUCCUCACCACCCUCAACCAAACCUCGUCCUCCCCCAGCGCCGCCGCCUCCACCCGCCCCUGCCGCGCGGGCACCCUCCUCCACGCCCUCGAAGACCUGUCCUACAACUACACCCUCUCCCUCCUCUCGUCCGCCCCCACCUCCGGCUCCACCACCGCCGAGCUCACCACGCGCCGGCCCCUCAACAUCUACUCCUACGCCCCGCUCCCGCUGCUCGCCGCGUACGGCACGGCCACCUGCGUCGCCCUGCUCUGCCUGCUGGCUGGCGCGCGCGCGUACGUCGCGAACGGGUUCAGCGGGAGCCGGUCGUUUUCGGCGAUACUGCUGACGACGCGCAACACGGAUUUGGAUCGGUUGGUCGAGGGGCACUGUUUGCCGGCGCGGCCGGUGGAGAAGGGGUUGCGGGGGACGAAGUUAAGGUAUGGGACGUUGGCGGCGAAGGAGAAGAGUGUGGCCGGGCAGGAGCAUGCGGGGUUUGGGUUUGUGGGGACGGUGAGGACGGUGAGGAGGGGGGACGUUUGUGCGUGA
Messenger RNA from Lasiodiplodia theobromae, 1941 nucleotides. RefSeq names its product Formylmethionine deformylase-like protein. The record is from RefSeq and is a predicted model, not a curated record. NCBI's taxonomy places the organism in Eukaryota, Fungi, Ascomycota, Dothideomycetes, Botryosphaeriales, Botryosphaeriaceae. The coding region runs from base 1 to 1941 and encodes 646 amino acids. The transcript has 2 exons.